Molecule: messenger RNA, 2256 nt
Organism: Corythoichthys intestinalis (scribbled pipefish)
Lineage: Eukaryota; Metazoa; Chordata; Actinopteri; Syngnathiformes; Syngnathidae
Gene: p2rx7
Product: purinergic receptor P2X, ligand-gated ion channel, 7
Exons: 13
Coding region: 79-1758 (559 amino acids)
Biological process (GO): calcium ion transmembrane transport; response to ATP; cell surface receptor signaling pathway
Cellular component (GO): nuclear inner membrane; plasma membrane
Molecular function (GO): purinergic nucleotide receptor activity; extracellularly ATP-gated monoatomic cation channel activity
Source: RefSeq, a predicted model, not a curated record
ACGUGACCUCUUUCCAGUCUCAUCGAAGUCGUCUCUGGACCUCCUGGUCCUGUUUCUAAUUCUGGUCGAAGAAGAACGAUGGGGAUCAGCAGCAAGAUGGUCGCGCUGUGCAGCUACGAGACCACGAAGCUGGUCCGCAUCCACAGCGUCCGGCUGGGUUCGCUUAAAUGGACUUUGAACGCAACGGUGCUCCUCGUUAUAUGUGGGCUGAUGUUGUGGAACAGGAAGUACCAACAAUUUGAUGGGGUGGUCAGCUCUGUGACUGCCAAGGUGAAAGGCGUGGCCUCCAUGCAGCUCCCCGGCGAGGGGGUGACCAUCUGGGAUGAGGCUGACUACAGCGGACUUUCGCAGGACAAGAACUCUUUCUUUGUGAUAACCAACCUCAUUGUUACUAAGAACCAAACGCAAGGACGAUGCCCAGAGCCUCCCUCCAGUGGUCGUCGGUGUCAACAUCACGAGGACUGCGAGCGAGGCGCCUGGGACCCUCACAGCCACGGUAUCCAGACAGGCUUGUGCGUAAGAUUCGAUGCAUUGACAAGAACAUGCGAAGUAGCGGCCUGGUGUCCUAUAGAAGAUAAGCACAAGCCACCUAGGCCUGCUUUGCUGGCAUCUGCUGAGAAGUACACGGUUCUCAUCAAGAACAACAUCCGCUUUCCUGCCUUCAACUUUAUCAAGAGGAACAUCUUACCGGAGAUGACGGAGGCCUACCUGAGCAGAUGUCAGCAUGCGAAUGACUCUUUGUGUCCAAUCUUCAUGCUGGGAGAUGUUGUCAAGUUGGCUGGGGAGAACUUCUCAACAAUGGCUGUGGAGGGAGGCGUAAUAGGCAUCCAGAUCAAAUGGGAUUGCAACCUAGACCAUCUGACAAGACGCUGCCUGCCUGCCUACUCUUUCAGACGUCUGGAUCAGAAGGAGAGCAACAAGACCCUCUCCCCCGGGUUCAACUUCAGAUUUUCAAAGUACAAGAUGGUGGAUGGUGUGGAGAAGAGGACUCUCUACAAAGUUUUUGGCAUCCGCUUUGACAUCAUGGUCUUUGGGCAGGCGGGAAAGUUCAGCUUUAUUCAACUCAUUGUCUACAUCGGCUCAACGUUAUCCUACUAUGCUCUGACAACUAUUCUGAUGGACUGGCUGAUCGGGACAAGCUCCUACGCGGCCGAACCGGGACAGACCUACUCCGAGAAGAAAGUGGAGUCCAUCCCAGACAAAAAUGAGCGUGUUCUGUGCGUAUCCUAUAUGGACGAGGACAACAUCCGUUUGGUGAAAAUGUCUCGCAAGAAACGCUUGCAGGACGCCAAGACCAUUCGUGUUCAGACACAAAGGGAGGACAUAGGACACAUGAUGGCCACUCUCUGUCUCCUUCGGGACCCUCAGUCCUUCACAGCUUCCUUCUCCAAAUCCCAAGGCCAUCCUCCAAAUUGGUGCAAGUGUGGUUGCUGCAGCGCCUCCGCCCUCCCGCAGGAGGAGUUGUGCUGCCGGCGCAGCAAUGAAGGCGCCUGCGUGUCCACCUCGGUGUUAUUCCACAAGUUUGCACUUCAACGCCCCCUCCUGGAGGAACUGCUCCUCUACCGAGACCCCCUCACUCAGACACCGCCCAGCGCAGCCGCUUUACGGCGCUGCGCCUACCGCCAGUAUGUGGCCUGGAGGUUUGGCGUCCCACCACCGGACACCCGUCCUGCCAUCCCACGCUGCUGUGUGACCAAAAUCAGAGAGGCAUUCCCUAGCCUGGAUGGGCGAUACAGCAGUAAUGAAGCAGAAAUAUGACUGAAAAAGAUGCUGUCAAGACUUUGUUACUCUUAUCAAAAAGCACAUUUUUGUAUAGCGGACGUUCAUUAUUUGUUUGUAAAGGUAUUCCAGAUGUAUGCAUGGAAGGGACAAAAUACAUCUUUCUCUGAUUAUAUCUAAUCACAUUUAUGUGGAACAAACUGUUUGUCUUCAAAUAAUCUGCACUACUAAAGAUGUUACCACAUCCUCCAUAUGUCUCGGAGUGGUGACUACAGAAGGUGGAAAUGAAAGAGGCAAAGAUAAAAUAAUUCGCCAAUAAAAAUAAUACAGAACACUCGAGUCCCAAUAAAAGUAAAAUAAAUAGUGUAUGUAUAUUGUGUUCUCUAAGGGCAGUGGUGUUGCUAGGGUUUCUUGGGCAACCAAGCAAGAAAUCCCUGAGGCCCCCUCUCCAUCUAUGCACAAUGCAAAAAUUAGAUUUAUCCACACAUAAAUGCACAAUAAGUAAAUAAUGUAUAAGGCCACACCAGAAGAAAAAGU